Molecule: messenger RNA, 663 nt
Organism: Fusarium keratoplasticum
Lineage: Eukaryota; Fungi; Ascomycota; Sordariomycetes; Hypocreales; Nectriaceae
Product: NADH-ubiquinone oxidoreductase 23 kDa subunit, mitochondrial
Exons: 5
Coding region: 1-663 (220 amino acids)
Biological process (GO): mitochondrial electron transport, NADH to ubiquinone; mitochondrial respiratory chain complex I assembly
Cellular component (GO): membrane
Molecular function (GO): NADH dehydrogenase activity; 4 iron, 4 sulfur cluster binding
Source: RefSeq, a predicted model, not a curated record
AUGGCCCCGGCCCUGCAGGCCUCGACGGCCAUGCUCGCGCGCCGCCAGCUCACCUCCAGCUCCCUUGUGGCCGCGAGACUCUUUGUUGCCCAGCAGCGAGGAUACGCGACGCCCCAGGGACCUCCCCCCGCCAACUUCCGAACGAGCAGACAGGUGCAGUGGACGUGGGAUAAGGAGAGCACCCUGGACCGCAUGGGCAAGUUUUUCCUCAUGACGGAGAUGGCGAGGGGCAUGUAUGUGCUGCUCGAGCAGUUCUUCCGACCACCCUACACCAUCUACUACCCCUUCGAGAAGGGCCCCAUCUCCCCCCGAUUCCGAGGCGAGCACGCCCUCCGACGAUACCCCUCUGGUGAGGAGCGAUGCAUUGCCUGCAAGCUCUGCGAGGCUAUCUGCCCCGCCCAGGCCAUCACCAUCGAGGCCGAGGAGCGAGCCGACGGAUCCCGCCGAACGACCAAGUACGAUAUCGACAUGACCAAGUGCAUCUACUGCGGUUUCUGCCAGGAGUCUUGCCCCGUCGACGCCAUCGUUGAGAGCCCCAACGCCGAGUACGCUACCGAGACCCGAGAAGAGCUGCUGUACAACAAGGAGAAGCUCCUUUCCAACGGAGACAAGUGGGAGCCCGAGCUCGCAGCCGCCAUCCGCGCCGACGCGCCAUACCGAUAA